This is a messenger RNA of Coffea eugenioides, 2022 nucleotides long. RefSeq names its product synaptotagmin-3. The coding region runs from base 181 to 1833 and encodes 550 amino acids. Lineage: Eukaryota; Viridiplantae; Streptophyta; Magnoliopsida; Gentianales; Rubiaceae. Gene Ontology annotation, molecular function: lipid binding. The record is from RefSeq and is a predicted model, not a curated record. The transcript is spliced from 12 exons. Gene Ontology annotation, cellular component: endoplasmic reticulum.
CAAUAACAAUUCCUUCAACCUUAAUUUUUCUUGUUCUAGUUUUUACCUUUUUAAUCUGUUCUUCUUUCCAUCUAUAUUUCCAAUUCUGCAUUGCCUUCGUCCAGCUUCAAUUCCUCGAUUCUUUAAAGACUGUAUGUGCGUCAGUUGUUAAAGUUGAGAAGGGAAAAGCAGAGAAUCCGCAUGGGAUUCCUGAGCACUUUCUUCGGAAUUUUUGGUUUCUUGGUCGGGUCUCUGAUUGGAAUCGUGUUGGGUUUUUAUCUCUUCAUCUAUGCGGAGCCUGAACACGUUGAGGAUCCCAAAGGCAAGGCACUUGACAAGCUCGAUACAACUGAAAUGCAAGAUCUUAUGCCUGAAAUUCCAUGGUGGGUGAAGAAUCCUGAUUAUGAGAGGGUAGACUGGUUAAACAAAUUUAUUCAUGACAUGUGGCCUUUCAUUGAUAAGGCAAGCCAUGGAACCAUUAGAAGCAUAGCAGAGCCUAUAUUUGCUGACUACAUAGGGAUGUGUAAGAUAGAAUCAAUUGAAUUUGAAAAAAUAAGCCUUGGAACUCUUUCACCAACAAUUCAUGGUCUUAAAGUUUACGAGACAAAUGAGAGUGAACUAGUAAUGGAGCCAGCAAUUAAGUGGGCGGGAAAUCCUGACAUAUUAGUCACCGUAAAGUUAGCAUCUUUAAGAAUCUUAAUCCAGUUGGUGGACAUACAAAUUGAAGCAGCUCCACGUAUCACAUUAAAGCCUCUCGUUCCAACACUUCCAUGUUUUACAAACAUUGUUGUAUCCUUAAUGGAGAAGCCACAGGUUGACUUUGGAUUGAAAGUGCUGGGUGGAGACAUCAUGUCUAUUCCUGGCCUAUAUCGUUAUGUUCAGGAAACUAUCAAAAAACAAGUAUCAAGCCUCUACCUGUGGCCACGGUUCCUUGAAAUUCCAAUUCUUGAUGCUUCAACUGUGGCUGCUAAGAAGCCUGUUGGGAUAUUACAUGUAAGAGUUGUACGAGCCAUGAAGCUCUUGAAGAUGGACUUGCUCGGACUUUCAGAUCCUUACGUUAAACUAAGUCUGAGUGGAGACAGGUUGCCCACUAAGAAAACUACCAUCAAGAAGAAAACCUUAUACCCUGAGUGGAAUGAGAAUUUUAAGCUAAUUGUGAAGGAACCUCAGUCUCAGUUUCUUCUUAUAGAUGUCUAUGAUUGGGACAAGGUUGGAGCACAUGACAGGCUGGGAAUGCAAGUUUAUCCUUUGAAGCUUCUAAAUGCAAACGAGACAAAAGAGUUGACACUAGACCUGCUUAAGAGUACAGAUAUAACUGAUCUUCAUAAUAAGAAGCAGAGAGGCCAAAUUGUGCUUGAGCUGAGGUACGCUCCUUUCAGAGAAGACAGUGCUUCGUUUAGCGGGCCUCUUGACAGAUUCAGUAGGAAAGCAAGCAUAAUUGACACUAAAUCCAGCAAUGAGAGUUACAGCGGAGCUGGUUUACUUUCGGUUACUGUUUAUGGAGCUGAGGAUGUAGAAGGGUCACGUCACAACAAUCCAUACGCUCUGAUAAUUUUCCGAGGAGAAAAAAGGAAAUCAAAGAUGAUCAGGAGAACUCGUGAUCCAGCAUGGAAUGAAGAGUUCCAGUUUACGCUGGAUGAGCCUCCUGUUUCUGAGAAGAUUCGUGUGGAGGUCAUGAGUAAGCGUACACGAUUCGGAUUGCAAUCAAAGGAAUCACUGGGAUAUGUGGAAAUCAACCUUGCUGAUGUUGUGAACAAUGGAAGAAUGAAUGAAAAAUACCAUUUAAUUGAUUCAAAGUAUGGACAGAUACAUGUUGAAUUACGAUGGAAAACAGUACAAGUGCAAUUGUCUUGAACAUGAUGGAUGUUCUGGUAAAAUUUCAACUAUAGCAACAUCCUUAGUGCGAAUGAAAGGUCGGCUACUGGAAGAUAAAUCCUCGAGAUUGAGUGCCAAAAGUUACGUUGUUCCGUUUGGGUAUUACUACAUUAUUGGUCAAAUUCUUGAAAGGGAAAAUUGCAGAAACCUCCCUUGAGGUUUCUGACA